Molecule: messenger RNA, 6517 nt
Organism: Solea senegalensis (Senegalese sole)
Lineage: Eukaryota; Metazoa; Chordata; Actinopteri; Pleuronectiformes; Soleidae
Gene: raph1b
Product: Ras association (RalGDS/AF-6) and pleckstrin homology domains 1b
Exons: 19
Coding region: 380-4963 (1527 amino acids)
Biological process (GO): signal transduction
Cellular component (GO): plasma membrane; cytosol
Source: RefSeq, a predicted model, not a curated record
GAGAGAGUGAAUGAGUGAAUCUUCAGGAGAAGAAUGGGAAAAGCAGCCGGACUGUGUUUGUAGACGAGGCGGCGGGUGGAAACAUGAGGACCACGCUCUGCAUUUAACGCCUUUUAAAACAGAAAAAUAUAAACAUUUUGUGUCAUUUUCGCUGCCGUUUUGCCCGUUCUACCCCUCUGAGGACAGGAAUAUUUGCUCCCAUUGGAGACCACAAGGGGAGGGGAGAAGAGGAGAGGAGAGGAGCCUCUUUGUGACUCCCUUUUUCACCGGCAUAAAAGCCUGGUGACAGAGUGGAGUGGAGUGCUGGUUCAGCCUGACCUUAAACCUCAAUAGGAAGGAGAGAGAGAGAGAGAGAGAGAGAGAGAGAGCCACUUCAGAGAUGGAGCAGGUGUCAGAUGAUGAGCUGGACCAUGGAGCGGAGGAGGACAGUGAUAAGGAAGACCAGGACCUGGACAAGAUGUUUGGUGACUGGCUGGGAGAACUGGACAAACUCACACAGAGUCUGGACGACGGGCGGCCGCAGCCCAAGCCUCUGCAGAAGCCUCCUCUCAGGCAGGAGACAAACAUGGCCAACUUCUCCUACCGCUUCUCCAUGUACAACAUCAACGAGGCGCUGAACCAGGGCGACGCAGUGGACCUGGACGCCCUCAUGGCCGACCUGUGCUCCAUCGAGCAGGAGCUCAACACCAUCUCUAGACCCAACUCCACCAGGCAGAGCAAAGGCCAGCAGAGGGCGCCGGGGAGCCGCGGCGCCAGCACCAAGCACACGGGCACCGGGGGAGGAGGGAGCAGCGGAGGCAGCACCAGUAGCAGUACUCGGGCCUCGCCGGCCAACACAGUCCGCGGCGGCGGCACCAGCGCUCGCCCCGCAGCUUCAAACAUCUCCCUGGAUGACAUCACGUCCCAGCUGGAGAAAGCGUCUCUGAGCAUGGAUGAAGCUGCGCGUCAGACGUCCUCCUCGUCCUCCUCUUCCUCGUCCUCUUCGUUCUCCUCUGCCACGCUGCGCCGACCCUCGUCGGGGUCGUCUGGUGGCGGUGGAGGCGGGCAGCACCGCAGGACGGGCUCGGUGGGCGGAGUCAGUGAGCAGGAAGCUCCGUCCCAGAGUCAGCGCUCCAGUGUCAACUCAGCGUGCGCCUCAGCGUCCAGCAUGGACUCCCUGGACAUUGAUAAAGUGAUGGCGGGAGGAGGAGGAGAAGUGGAGGCGCGGAGCGGUCAGAGCACACAAGGACACGCCCAGACCAGCACUGAGCAUGUCACACUGCGACGGGCUCACAGUAAGCUGGCCAGACGGCAGCUGGACUUCACCUCACAGGAGGGUGAAGGUGAAGUGGACCGGGCCACUCACUCCUAUCUGGACCAAGAAACCUCUCUCAUUCUGAAAAGUAUAGCUGGAAAACCUUCUCACCUGCUGACCAAGGAGGAGCAGGCGGCCAAACUGAAGGCUGAGAAAAUCCGAGUGGCUCUGGAAAAAAUCAAGGAGGCUCAAGUUAAAAAGCUGGUGAUCAGGGUCCACAUGUCGGACGAGAGCUCCAAGACCAUGAUGGUGGACGAGCGUCAGUCAGUCAGGCAGGUGCUGGACAGUCUGCUGGACAAGUCUCACUGUGGCUACAGCCCCGACUGGUCCCUGGUGGAAACCAUUUCUGAGCUGCAGAUGGAGCGUAUCUUUGAGGACCAUGAGAACUUGGUGGAGAACCUGUUGAACUGGACUCGGGACAGCCACAACAAACUCAUGUUCACCGAACGCAUCGAGAAAUACGCUCUUUUCAAGAACCCACAGAACUACUUGCUGGGGCGGAAGGAGACAUCAGAAAUGGCAGACAGGAACAAAGAGGCUCUGUUGGAGGAGUGCUUCUGCGGCGGCUCGGUGUCCGUGCCGGAGAUCGAGGGCGUCCUGUGGCUGAAGGAGGACGGGAAGAAGUCGUGGAAGAAGCGUUACUUUCUGCUCAGGGCGUCGGGAAUCUACUACGUCCCAAAGGGCAAAGCCAAGGCCUCCAGAGAUCUGGUGUGCUUCCUGCAGUUGGACCACGUGAACGUGUAUUACGGUCAGGACUACCGCAGCAAAUACAAGGCUCCCACGGACUACUGCCUGGCCCUGAAGCAUCCACAGAUCCAGAAGAAGUCUCAGUACAUCAAGUAUCUGUGCUGUGACGACGUCAGGACGCUGCACCAGUGGGUGAAUGGAAUUCGAAUCGCCAAGUAUGGAAAGCAGCUCUAUGUGAACUACCAGGAAGCCAUGAAGAGGACAGAGGCGGCCUACGAUUGGUCCUCUCUCUCCACCUCCAGCAUCCGCUCCGGCUCCAGCUCGGCCAGCAUACCUGAGUCUCAGUCGAAUCACUCGGGUCAUUCAGACAGCGGCGUGGACACAGGCUCCUCCCACGGACGCUCGCAGAGUGUGGUCAGCUCCAUUUUCUCCGAGGCUUGGAAGAGAGGAACACAGAUAGAGGAGAACUCCAAGAUGAGAUCAGAGUCGUCCAGAGGAGGAACUCUGCCGCACGCCACCCACAGUCACCGACACCACAGCCAGCAUUCAGUGGACCACCUUGCUCUGACACCACAACCACAACCACAACCACAGACCCAGACCCAGACACAGCCUCCUCCACUGCAGCAGCAGCAGCAGCAGCAGCCUCCACCACAGUCGCCUCAACGCCCUCAGCAGCCACCCUACAACUACAUGCCUCCACCUCCACAACAACCACAACCGCAGACCAACAACAGCUACAACUACAUGCCUCCACCUCCACCACAGUCUCCGCAGCAACAGCCACCGCAGCUCCCACCACCACAGCUACAGACAGUCAACAGCUACAACCACAUGCCACCACCACCACAGCCCCCACCGCAGCAGCCAGCCCCGCCUCCACCUCCACCUCCACCUCCCCCUCCGCCUCCUCUUCCACCCCCACCAGUCCAGAUGGUGUCACACCACUCUCCAGCUCCCACCAUGUACAAGUUCAGCACCAUCACCAGGCUGCAGAACCAGCGUGCGGCGCAGACCAUGAGUCACCACAGGCCGCCCACUCAAACUCCAGCUCCACCUGUCGCUCAGGUGCCCGUCAAACCCAACGUCAAUCACAUUGCGGCGAGGACGAAUGUCCCGCCCCCUCCUCCGCCUCCUCCGCCCUCCAUGCCGACACCUGGUUCAGCCAUGGCUGUGUUGAGGCUGGGGCCUCCCAGUCCUGCGGCCCCGCCUGCCUUCAUUCCUCCACCCCCUGCACCUCCUGCUCCCAAUGGACUCAUGUUUCCUCCACCCCCUCCUCCAGCCCCGCCUGCACCCAUACCCAAGAGUCAGCCGUUUUAUUCCAACGGGCUGAAGCAGGCUCUGAAGGAACGGUUUCCCAGCCCACCACGGGACCUCCUGUCUCCAAGUGAAGACCUGGAGGAGUCCCCACCUCCUGCCCCUGCUCCACCACCACCCCCUCCUCCUCCUCCUCCACCACCACCGCCACCACCUCCUCCCCCCCAGCAGUUCCCAGUACAAGCCCACUUUCCACCUCCUCCUGCACCCAAGAAGACCUUCAACCCAGGCUUUGUGCCUCAAAAUGUCCACAAACCUGUGUCCCCUGUCACUCCGUUCCCUCCUGCUCCACCUCCUGCUGCCUUAGGUGGUCCAGCCCCGCCUCCUCCACCACCCCCGCCUCCACCCGCACCCUUCAAGAAGCAGUUUAGUCUCCAGGCGGGGAACCACCCGCCUCCAACUCUGCCUAAGCAGCACAGCCUGUCCAAAGCACCCAUCUCCACAGGAGCAUCCCCUACCAUGUCGCUAGUGAAACAACUGGCAAGUCAGUUUCCAGGAGCUCCGUCACAAGCUGUGAGUCACACAGAGCUGCCCAGACCUCCACCCCUCUCUCCACCUGCAGUCAAGACCAAACCAAAGUGGCAGCCUGGUGGUGGACAGCAGCUCCAGUCUCCAGACUUCCCCCCUCCUCCUCCUGACAGCAACGCUGGCUUCACUGCUGCUCCUCCUCCUCCUCCUCCCCCCCCACCCCCACCACCUCCACCAGCACCUGUGACUGGCCCGACUCCACCGCCGCCCCCACUCCCACCUGGAAACCUGUGCUCCCCCUUGAAGAGGUCGCCCUCUGGCAAUUUCGGAGGCAAGAAACCUCCUCCUACUCCACAGAGGAACUCCAGCAUCAAGUCCGACGGCUCGGCCUCCUACGAGGAAUCAAGGAGGAACUUGCUGAGCAAGUUUGCUCCUCAGAGCAACACCUCGCCUUCUUCCCUGUGUCCCUCCUCCUCAACAGGGUCUCCUUCCAAGGACGCCACAGCUGGACCUCCUGCUCCCCCAAAACCAGGCAAGCUCAACCUGUCCAACUUACCCUUAGCGCUUCAGGCCAAAGUGAGCCAGGUGAAGCAGUCCAGCGGCGACUUCCCCUCUCCACCAACUGACUGUGCCUACUUCCCUCCUCCUCCUCCACCCAAUGACCUCUUCCCGCCUCCUCCACCUCCUGGUGGUGAUAUGCACAGCGGGGGAGGACCUCCAAGGGUCGCAGUGGUGAACCCGCAGCCGCAGGCUCCUCCCCCUCCACCACCCGUCUCCCUCGUCAGCAACUCCACUUGGGGAAAGAGUUCGUUAAAAAAGACUCCGCCUCCGACGCUUGUGCGGCGCGGCAAUGCCACGCCUGAGCCUCCUCCUCUCUCGCCUCCUCCACCCACCUCCCCAAAGGGAAGCUCGGGUCAGCCCAACUUCCUCGCGGACCUCAACCGGACACUGAAGCGGAAGUCGGUGGGUCGCCAGGGUUCUGUCAACUCUGCCGGCCUCGCGGGGAAGCUGGACCCGGUGGGGACGAUGGACGACAUGGCGCUGCCGCCGCCGCCGCCACCCGAGCUGCUCCAGAGCAACGGUGGAGACGGUGGCUACGCGUCCGGAAACAUCUCAGGCUAUGCAACGUUGCGACGGGGGCCGCCGCCAGCGCCGCCCAAACGCGGCGACGCCACCAAACUUACCGGGGAGUGUUGAAGCGAUGCAUGCAAUCCUCGGGAUCAGAUAAAUAUACUCUGUAAAUAUUAAAAAACCCAAACCAGACCGUGAUCAGUUAGUAUUUGCUAAUUAUUAUUAUUGCUUUGGUUUUUUUGGGUUUUUUUUUUAAAACAGGCUUUGCAUUCUGGAUCAAUGGUAUUUACGAUAUUGGGACAAACAAAGACUGGAGCGGGUAAGUUUGAAGUCUCUGGAAGUUUUCCGGGAUUGUCGGAACUCUCUGGAAAAAAAGAAACACUGUAAUUGCCCUUUACUGUAAAAUCCAGGAACACAAACAGACGGACUGGAGUCAGAAAAGUUAAAAUGUCACUGGAUCCUAAACCGUGUAUUCUCCGCUUCUUCGCUGUAAGUCUGUGCCACAUUCUGGAAACAAGAAGAAAAACACAAACAAACCCCGGAUCAGGAUCAGGAUCAGGAUCGUGCUUUGGUACUGCAUGGACCUCAUGUAACAACACGCUGUAAAACAUGACGCUGUUCCGCUGUGUGUGUGUGUGUGAAUGAAUGUGUGAGAGGGUGAAUAUGGACACGUGCAUCAUUUCCACCGAGCGGUACAGUCGCGUGAAGUUCGUUUCGCAGGUUCAGUCGCUGAUCUGUUGAUUUUUCCCCCGGCGACACAGAAUGAAAAACACGAAACGCACCUUUUUUUUCCGCCGUGCUUUACGUCGAAGAGGUUUCUUUUCUCGACCUUAGUCCUUAAUCCCAAUCUGUUCCGAACUCACCUGGACUGUACCACUUGGAGGAAAUGCAGCUUUAGAAGAAAAAGAAAAAAAGCGAUUCUUUUUUUUUUAUUUUUUUGCUUGUACAUGAAUUUAUUUAAUGACUUUAAUGAAGUGGAAGGAUUUUUUUGUUUUGUUUUUUAUACAUAUAUAUAUCCGUCUUAUUAAAGCUGGUUAAGAAAGUCUGGAGCGGAGCAAAAUGUUCAGCACCGAGAGGAAUGUAUUUAAGAAACUAAAACUUUGGACCCCGUUUGGACCCUGAUAUAAAAAGUCCGUCCCCCGGUGAUUGGAUUACACGUGAUCAGAUCUCACGCGUGUUGACGUCACGUCAAAUGAAUCUGUGUAUGGACACACGUGCGGCGUCAAAUCCAGUGAUGGUAAAAGUGUAAAAGAUAGAGAUGGAGUCUUCCCCGAGUCCUGAGGGACAGAUUAAUGUCCACGUGAGAUUAGAACGUCUCGACUGUUUGAGUUGAAGGAUUCUAUGUGUAAUGAAGAGGACGUCGGACGUCAUUUUAUGUGUCAUCCCGUUUCCUCACUGUGCCAUUUCUGCGCCUUUAUUUUGAAAGGGUGCUACUGUCAAACGUGUCCUCGCGCGACAAAAACGAUAUAAUUUUUCGUUCCAUUUUUAUUUUAUAUUUCUUUAUUUAGAAUUGAGUAUCAUCAUGGUCGUCGUCAUGUGUGACAGGAUUACAUGUAUGUAAGUUAUUGAUGUGCUGAUGUCGACGUGUGGAGAACGCGAGUGAAGAAGUGUCAGAUCCAGUGAAAAACGUGUCCCUCAUGCAUAUAAACUGACAAUUACAAUAUAAAUGUUCAAAAAUCA